Molecule: messenger RNA, 2673 nt
Organism: Halichondria panicea
Lineage: Eukaryota; Metazoa; Porifera; Demospongiae; Suberitida; Halichondriidae
Exons: 8
Coding region: 592-2124 (510 amino acids)
Molecular function (GO): protein binding
Source: RefSeq, a predicted model, not a curated record
AAAGGGUCAUACAACCUACAGCCAUUAUAUUACCUCAUGGCUGGCAGCAGUGUGGAUAGGUGUGGUUGUCUCUCCUCUGAGGGGAGGUGGACCAGGAACUCCCUCGUAGCUGCAGGGGGGAGGGGAUAUAACAGAUAGUCAGGAGUUCCUUUGCCAGUUGCUCCUCUCUGAUCUUACUGUGGUCUGCCAACUCCCUCCAGAGCAACUCUUUGUUAUCCAUUAGCCAAUCAUUUCAGCCAAGCAGCUGAAAAAAACAAAGGGUAAAGGUUCACUACACAAUCAACAUCAAGUGAGACAAGUGUACUAGCUCUGAUAAAGGGGUUAUAUUAGCACAAUUUACACAGCAUGCUUAGGCCAAAAAAAUAAAUAGCAAGUGUAAAUAAGGUAUGUAAGGCCGCCCACCGGAGUACUCGUUUGAUUGAGUAUUAUUCAUGUUUACGAAAACAGGAAGUGUAAUUAUAAAAGAAGCUAUGAUAUCAUAGAUAAUAGAGCCUAUAUGAUAAAUAAAGGAAGUGAACAAAGAGAAGUUGUCUAGUCAUUAAUCACAUUGAAAUGCAACCUUCUGAGAGACCAUCAGGAAUUAAAUAAGAGAUGACACUAAUAGAGAUAAAGCUCAUUAGAGUUCUUCUGAUUUGCGUUCUGGCUGGCUUCAGCACUGCACAAUAUUCAGUGAGUGUGGAGAGACCAUGUCCAAUGGAAACAGUCACUUUCACCUGCACUGCUGCUGGAGAUUCCUUGAGAUGGGAACCGUCAGAUGCAACUCGCACAAUCGCUGUUCGCUCCACCUCUGAUCUCAAUGUAGCCAAUGUUGUAUCAGGUUACACUGUGACACUGAUUGCAUUCAACAACACUACUUUAACGUCUACUCUGUCAAGAACAGCAGAGAAUGGGACCACUGUGUCCUGUGUGGGUAUUGUGCCUACUCUAAUCACUAUAGGAUCUUCAACAAUCCGAUUGGUUGAUCCACCAGGACCACCAGGACCACCGUCCACCAUUAAACACUCCCCUUCAAGCAGCUCAGCCCAUGAAGUCAGUGUGUCUGUACAGUGGGGCCCUCCUACUGAGACUGGUGGUAGAGAUGACCUCACCUACACAGUGACCAUCUCACCUCCGGCCCAGCUCUCUGCUACUGUCCUCACAUCCACCUCUGUCACUGUGACUGCUCAAUACAAUGUGGACUACACUAUCAGUGUUGUGGCCAGCAACUGUGCUGGGAGCAGUACAACAGCUGAUUACAACUUUAGGAUCAGCAAUUGUCCUGUGUUAAUCGACCCCAUGAAUGGAGCGUUUGGACCUGUUUCAAGCAGAUUGCCAGGAUCCAUAGUAACCAUCCAAUGUAACGUUGGGUAUGUAUCUCCUGUUGCUAUGGUGACAUGUCAGGGUACACUAAUGUGGAGUCCCAACCCUGAGGCUAUUGAGUGUACAUCACUACCCACACUCCCUCCCACAACUCCUCCAAUGAAGUGCAUGGUUCCACUAUCGCCACCCCAGAAUGGCACCAUCAGUGGUCAUUCAAUACCAGCUAUUCCCGGUACACGUGUGACCUUCCAGUGUGACGAUGGACUGUUCCCUGAGGGCAUUAUGAUUGUCACCUGUCUAGCUACAGGAGAGUGGGACAAGAUCCCGGGGAAGAUCGUCUGCAGAAAUGAGUCUAUUUCUUGUGCCUUACCUGCCCCUCCACUCAAUGGAGCUUUACUCAACACCAACUCUCAGAACACUAACCUAAUUGAGGGUUCAGUCAUUGCCUUUCAAUGUGAUCCUGGGUUCUCACUGGUGGGUGCAGCGACUGCCACUUGUAACAACUCCGGUCUCUGGGAUCCUGACCCAGCUCUGUUGGAGUGUAUAUCUAGAAGUUUUCAGUCACUCAUCCUAUUUACCAGAGAGAUUCUUUCUAUCAGUGUGGUUGUCACUGCAGUUGCUUUCACAGUCAUUGGGUUUCUCGCUGGACUCUUAGUGAUGCACCUUUGCUCUCGUAAAAAGACGGCAGUGUACUCCCCUGCAGCUAAAGAGCAAGCUAACGUAAGACCCACUGCACAGCCAGCUGGUCCUGUUUAUGAGGAGGUGUCACCCAAAGAGGAGAUUGAACUCAACACUAACCAGGCGUAUGGACCAGUGGGACUGUAAAACUUAUAAGACUAUAAUACAGUGAUUCCCACAGGCAUAACUAACGGUUAAAAUAUAACUUCUGUAUGAUUUAUUAUUACUGUGGAAAGUUGGUAUAGAAUUGGCCUCACCAAAAAGUGUGGAAACAAGAAAACAGGCGAAAGCAUAACGGCAAUGUGACCCGGGCCAUCCGUAUAUAGGCAUACUGCUGGGGUGGACACUCUGGUACUAUCAGUGUGGUUGUCACAGCAGUUCGAUUUCCAAUCAUUGGAUUGCUGAUAGGACUCUUGAUAAUGUAUUUGUUCAUGCGUAAAAAGGCAAUGUACUCCCCGGCAGCUGAUGGACAAGCUAAUGUAGGACCCACUGUACCAGCUGGUCCUGUUUAUGAGGAGGUGUCUCCCAAAGAAGAGAUUGAACUCAAUACAAACCAGGCGUAUGGACCAUUAGGACUGUGAAACUUCUGGUAAUUUUCAUCAACAGUUAUAAUUAAUGUAGAUGUACAUGUAUACAAUUAUUAUAGCACUACAUCCGUUCAUUAGGAACAAUGUAAACAGUAACAUAUGUUCAUUA